Molecule: messenger RNA, 1005 nt
Organism: Daldinia vernicosa
Lineage: Eukaryota; Fungi; Ascomycota; Sordariomycetes; Xylariales; Hypoxylaceae
Product: NAD(P)-binding protein
Exons: 2
Coding region: 1-1005 (334 amino acids)
Source: RefSeq, a predicted model, not a curated record
AUGCUUACCUUAUCCGGGCUUUGGGCCCUCUGGCAGCAGUUCUACCCACCAGCCCCCACAUUCACGGAAAAGGACGUCGGUCCCGGUAGUCAAGUCGGCAGGGUCUUUAUCAUCACCGGCGCUAAUUCAGGUACCGUUCCUAACCAGCUCCGUAUCGGCUUUGCUCUCGUGAAGCUCCUCUAUCCUACUGGCGCCACCAUUUACCUUGCAGGACGUUCGCCCGCAAAAAUCCAAGCUGCUAUAGCCGAAGUUAGCUCAGUCUUGCCCCCUCCUACAACACCGUCGAAUCUCAAACCCUUACUCCUCGAUCUUUCCGAUCUGAAAACGGUCAAACCAGCAGCGGAGUUGUUCGCUGCGCAAGAGACGCGCCUGGAUAUCCUGUGGAAUAACGCUGGCAAUGGAUGCCCACCGGGGAGUGUAACGAAGCAGGGCCUCGAGGCGCACAUAGGUGCGAACUGCGUUGCUCCGCUACUCUUCACGCAGGAACUCCUACCGAUGCUCCGCGCAGCAGCACAGACGGCCACUCCGAGCAGCGUACGGAUCGUAUGGUCGGGCUCAAUACAGAUCGACAUGUCGGCACCUCAGAAUGGUGUCGAUUUCACACGCAUCGAGAAACCCACUACAGUUACGUACGAGGAUUACGGCGCAUCUAAGGCAGGCAACUGGUUCUUCGCAGUUGAAGGCGCUCGCCGCUGGGGUCGAUACGGCAUUGUUAGUGUCUGUCAGAACCCCGGGAACUUGUAUACGGGCAUCUAUGCAAAUGAAAACCGGCUGUUUGUCGCGUUUUUGAAGAGAUUUGUAUUAUACGAGGCUAAGUAUGGCGCUUAUACCAUGCUGUAUUCUGGGUUGUCUCCUGAGGUGAGCCAAGAUACUAACGGUGCGUAUAUCUGGCCAUGGGGUCGAAUCCAGCCAAUUGCGCGGCCUGAUGUCUUGAAUGCAGCGUCAGAAGGCAAAGCCGCUGAAUUGUGGGAGUGGUGCGAAACGCAAUGGAAGCAACAUGUUUGA